Colletotrichum fioriniae is the source of this 543-nucleotide messenger RNA. RefSeq lists its product as uncharacterized. The record is from RefSeq and is a predicted model, not a curated record. Lineage: Eukaryota; Fungi; Ascomycota; Sordariomycetes; Glomerellales; Glomerellaceae.
AUGUCCUCAACAGCAGUCUCAACAGGCACCGCCGCCGCCCCCUCCGCAACCUCGACCUGCACCGCAAGCCUCUACGACACACCCGAACACGACCGCGUCUGCGCGAUGCCCUACGGCGGCAACCACACAGACAUAAUGUCCGCCUGCUGCAACGACGCAGACGUGGUCGCGUACUACGACAACUGCGGCCUCUACUGCCUCGCCCUAGACCAAUCCGUCAAAGACCUCCAAGACUGCCUCUUCGAACAGGGCGCGGGCUACACCGAGGUCUUUUGCCGCGACAACGGCAACGUGAACGCCUCCGCCACGGCGACGGGCAACGUUGACCCGCCCGCUUCGGCGCAGGCGAGUGUUGUUGCGUCGGGCGGUUCCGGGUCCGGGGCUUCGGCUUCGGCGAGCGGGAGUAAGAGCAGUUCUAGCUCGACUUCGUCGGCGAAUGCUGCUGCCGCGGGCGUGCAUGUCCCUGCUGGCGUGAACACAUUGGGCCUGACGAUUGGCGCUCUGCUUCUCUCUGCUGCGACAUUCGGCGCUCUUCAGAUCUAA